Myzus persicae (green peach aphid) is the source of this 1683-nucleotide messenger RNA. Its product is annotated as solute carrier family 46 member 3-like. Gene Ontology annotation, molecular function: transmembrane transporter activity. The record is from RefSeq and is a predicted model, not a curated record. Gene Ontology annotation, cellular component: membrane. The coding region runs from base 191 to 1501 and encodes 436 amino acids. NCBI's taxonomy places the organism in Eukaryota, Metazoa, Arthropoda, Insecta, Hemiptera, Aphididae. Gene Ontology annotation, biological process: transmembrane transport. The transcript is spliced from 7 exons.
ACAAAUAAGCAAUAAUAACCUACGGCCGUGUACUGCAAUAAAUAAACUAUAUAGGCAAUAAGUGAUCGUUGCAUUCGAGUGGUCGGAGAGCCGCCGCCGCGGGACUCUCGUCCACGUGCACCGCGCAGCCCAGACAGGUGGUUUACUCUCUCGGCGACCGUCGCACAGGACGAACGACAGACCUAACGCCAUGGGGUGUUUCGUGGAAACCGUGACUUUCCUUUACUCCACUUCGCUGUCGAUGUCCGCUUUCUUCCAGAACAACCUGUUGCUGCGGAAGGCGUGCAACUCGUCCAUGCCGUUCGGCGAGUGCACGGUAGGCGAGGCGCACGCCCAGCACGUCGUGUCCACCAUCUACUCGUGGAAAGCGGCCAUACAAUACACCAUUCCCGUCGUGAUGAUCAUGCUCGCGGGUCCAUGGAGUGACAGUCAUGGCAGACGUCGGAGACCGUUGAUUUUAAUACCACUUAUAGGUCAAGUUUUAACUGAUAGUUUAUGCAUUUUAAACGUUUAUUUUUGGAACUGGCCUCCACAAAUUGCUGCACUUUUUGAAGCAAUAACACCAGGGUUAUUCGGUGCCCGAAAUAUGUUCUGGGUAGGUGCGAUAUCGUACAUAUCAGAUAAUUGUAUUAAUGAAUCGAGAACAUUAAAAUUCGGAAUUAUAAAUGCAAUUUACACUAUCAGUACUUUAAUUGGAACAGGACUAGCUGGGUUUUUAAACGUUGGUCUAGGAUUUUAUGGCGCAUUUUUGGUAUCUAUUUCGUUGAAUUUAAUCGCUUUUGCGAUUGGGUCAAUAUUUAUUAAAGACACUUCUAUGCCUUACGAUAAAAAUGUUGUUUGGCUGAAACCAAAAUAUUUUAUUCAAAAUUAUUUGGAUGUAUUUAAAGGAAGCAGUAAAAAAUAUACAAUUACGUUGGCAACAUUACUUAUGUGUCAGGCUGUUUUAGUGGGAAGAAUUGGAGGUGAAUAUGCUGUUACAUAUUUAUUUAUGAGGUUUAAAUUUAAAUGGUAUGAAGUGCAAUACAGUUAUUUUGCUGCUUACAAAAUGCUGACGAUAUUUUUUGGUACAUUGUUUUCUGUUACUGUUUUGAGCCACCGUCUAAAAAUAAAUGAUGCAAUUAUAGGUUAUAUUGCUUGUACAUUUGAUAUUCUUGCUGCAAUGUGUUACGUUUUUGUCAAUCAACCCUGGCAACUAUACAUCAUUCCAUUGGUUGACUUUUUUCAUGGUACCGCACUCACUAUUUCUACUUCGUUGACAUCUAAAAUCGUAGAUAACGAAAAACUCGGUCGAUUAAAUUCUAUCCAAGGACUACUGAGUACAUUCAUGUCAUUCUUUUCAGUUUCAUUAUACAGUAUGACGUAUAAUUUAACAUUUGAAUAUUUACCCGGUGCUGUAUUUUUGUUAAAUAUAAUCUUAACUUUUCCUUUAUUAAUAAUAUUUAUGAUUAUUUACUGUAAAUGUAAACACUUGUGGACAACAAAAGAAACAACUCUCAGUUAAUGAAGAUAAUUUAAGUAUAUUUUUUAAAUUUGUAUUGUAAGAUAGUGUACAUUGUAUAACUUAAUAUUAUGAUUUAUUAUCGCUUAUGCAAAUGAUAUUUUAAUUAGUAUUAGUUAGUUUUAUGAAGCAUUAUUUCAUGUAUUUGUUCUAUCAGUAUAAAUAAAAACUUAAUGCUCUAAAAA